Arachis stenosperma is the source of this 1605-nucleotide messenger RNA. Its product is annotated as F-box protein At4g00755-like. NCBI's taxonomy places the organism in Eukaryota, Viridiplantae, Streptophyta, Magnoliopsida, Fabales, Fabaceae. Gene Ontology annotation, molecular function: protein binding. The record is from RefSeq and is a predicted model, not a curated record. The transcript has 6 exons. The coding region runs from base 302 to 1402 and encodes 366 amino acids.
UGGUAACAUAGCGAUAUUUCAACUACUUCCAAAAACACCUGUUGGACCUUGUUCCUGUUUUAGAUUAGAUUCAUUGCGCGCACACACACUCUCACUCUGUAAUCCACACUUUUCUUCUUCCUCGGUUUCUCAGAAUCAAGGGUACCCCCUUUUUCUUCUCUCUUUAGAUCCGUACUUCAGAAAGGUGGAAAACCAGUUUCUUGAAGAUAUUUGAUUCUGAUCACUAAACUUUUUGAAUAUAUUAGUCUCUGGUGAGGUUGAAGACUUGAACUUUAGCUGGUUCUAAUUUGGGAGCAUCAUCAUGUCUGAAGUGAAAAACAAACUGGAUUUAUUGCAAUGGCUUGGACCAGAUAUGUCAAUAAAGGUUCUCACUCAUUUGGAUGACCCUUGUGACCUUGUCCGCGUUUCGACUCUUUCCCGUUCUUGGCACCAAUUUGUUAUUGAAAAUGGCCUUUGCAAGCAUCUUUGCUUGAAAAUGUUUCCUGAACUAUCUGGUGUUGGACAUGUCAUUGAGGUAGAGAACAUGAUUGAACCAGUGAGUAACAUGCUUGGAAGUUCUUCGAAUUGGGAAUGUCUUAAGAGAAAUCAUAAAGUCUAUGCGUUCCUAGCAUGUGGUCUCACUCCUUCUAUCAGCGGAAAUUGCAUCUCGGAUGCCAUAAGUGCAUCCAGCACCGAUAACUACCCCGAAGAAAGUGUUCUGAAUACAUUAGACCCUCGAGAUAGGACUGAUUUUAGAGCAUCGUACUGGUCUAGUAAAGGGGAAAGUGACCCUUCUGUACCAGAGACUUUAGUUUAUAAGCUAACUUCCAAAAUAUGUCUAAUUACUGAGAUUCAUGUGCAGCCAUUCAAAGCAUAUUUUCAGCCAGGCCUCCCUAUAUAUUCAGCAAAAGCUGUCCGAUUCCGAAUGGGCCGUCCAAAAUACCCAACAGAGUUAGAAAGUGCUGAAGUUGAUGAUAUUAUUGCUAAUCACAUGUUUGGGGGUAAUCUAUGGACAUAUACUUCACCUGAAUUUCCAAUGUUGCAAGAAAACUGCUUGCAGAAAUUCAAGUUACCUGAACCUGUUCUGUGCAUUGGAGGUGUGCUUCAAGUUGAGCUGCUGGGCAGAGUUCAAAAGCAAGAAAUGGAUCAAUUAUUUUACAUAUGCAUCUCUCAUGUUCAAGUCGUCGGAUGGCCACUUUUGCCAGCAUAUGAUGUCAAAAUACACCAUCCAUCAGGAAAGUGUACAUUGAAGUACUGCCCUCAAACAGAUUGUUGUAUGUCUCCAACAAGAAGAGGCGACUCUAGCAGUCCUUCACGACUGCGGAAUUUUACCACAAGUAUAAUGCAGAGGGGCGUGAGACGUUGGGAGCAAAUUCUUAUUGCUGCACUGCUUGGUCCUGGUGCUGUUGUAGUUGAUGAAUGAUGAAAAAUAGUGAAUCAAGUCUUGUUGAUUCUCAAUAAACUGAGAAACUUGUGUAAAUGGGAGCAUCAGGAAUUAGCUGCUUUUAGCUGCAAAGAUAUAGGCAUUAGGCAAUCUAAAAUUUGUGCAUGUCCAGAUAUCUGUAUAGUAUGUUCUCUGCACAAUAAGCAGUACGACUACGAUGUAGCAGCAUAAUUUCAUCUUAA